CAAUCUCAACUUAAGAAACACGAUACAAUUGCUUUGCUCAAAGAAGAAUACAUUACUCCUACACAAAAAAAAAGACAAAUAUAUAAAUUACACUAAUCAACCAUGAAAGGGUCGUCGUCUAGAAUUCUCGUUCUUCCUCUACUAGUACUCCUUCUCAUUGCUGGUAAUUUUUAACUAUUUCGGUCUAGCAUAAUUAUUCACUUUAUUUAUCAUUUUAUCGUCGAUAAAUGAAUUGUAUUGGUUCGCCAAAAUUUUACUUUCAGGUGCAUUUCUAUUUUCUAGUUAUAUUGGUUCAUGAAAUUGGCAAAUGAAAUUUUAUACGAUCCUUAAAAACCUAAGAUUCCCCGUUUAUAUAAUAAGGAUAUGAAUUAUACACCGAAUUUAAAUUUAUAAGUUGUAUUACCGUGAGUCGUACCAUACACAAAUAGCUCAUGUAAUGCUACAUGAAUUUAGAUUUUAAUUUCGUUGUUACACUAACACUAAUAGGUUUUUUUUUAUUGAUAGUCAAUUAGAGAUGGAUAAUUAACGAGUUUAUAAUCUUUUUUGUUUUGUUUUUGCAAUGAUUAUAAUAUACAGUUCAGAAGGAAGUGAUGGGGGAGCAGACAAAUAAAAAAGUGUGCAAGGUCGGGCUUAUCCCUCCUGCUAAACAAGGAACUUUUGGGUGUGAAGCUUUAAACUGUGACUCUCUAUGUAAAGAGACUUACGGACAACCAACCAUUGGAUUGUGUUAUUUUAUUGUCUAUUGUGCAUGUUACAAGCCUUGUUAAAAAAUUUCACUAUUGAAUCAUGAUGUGAUGAUCAGUGAUAUAAGGCCAUUAUGUUUUUUUUAUAAUUAAUAAUAUUAGAUUUAUGAGUUCUUUUAUAAACAAAAUCAAUCAAUUUGAUAUACUUUCGUAAUUUUUCCUUUUGGUUUCUAGUGUUACAAUUACAAAGUCGUUGUCUGCAGCUUCCUUACAAUUUCUAUGGUAAGUAUGUGAAACUCCUAUGAAAUGUCCACACAAUUGUUGUCCACAAUGAAGACACUUGACCUCAGCAAUCGACUUUUUCCCCAUGUCCACACAAUUCCUUACGAUUAUAUUUCUCCCCAUGAAGACACUUGACCUCAGCAAUCGACUUUUUCCCCAUGUUAAUUACGAAGUUGUUUCUUCGAAAAGGCAUCCAUCCACGGUUACUUGGCUACUAUUUCAACCAAAACUAAAUUUCUUUCUUUUCGUUGAAUACCAAAAACUAAAUUUCUAAGUGAAUUGAGUAAAAUUAUUUAUAAUUUUGAUAAAUAGGGUAAACAUGAGAAGAAUUAUGAUGGAUCGGGUGAAGAAGAAUAAUCGUAUCAAUCUCAUCCUUACAUACUAGCUUGGACCCGGCCAGUUGGCCGGAAUACAUUUAGGACCACGUGGGCAGAAAUUACAAAUGAAAGGUAAAAAAACAAAAACAAAAAGUUAAUGUAAUUACGGCUGGUUUAUCUCCACAUAAAUAAGUACAGUAGUGGGAUUUCGGGUGCUUUGGGCUUUAUAGCUGGCCCAACUAAAUAGUUAUCUCGUGGGCUGGGACAUGAGUUAGAUUAAAUUAACUAGUAUCAUUUGGGCGGGAAACAGAAAAUUAAGAUAUUGAGAUGAACUAAUAUACCCUUCCGGAAAUGAAUGCUCAAUUUUUAUCAGACUUUGUUUACCUCUGAAACGCAGGUUCCUAAUAUGACUGAGAGGGUGGCGACUCUGCCAAUUGCCCGUAUUGUCACUCCGCAAAUGAAUGCUCAAUUGACGACAGAGGUUUUGCCUAGUGAGGUCCGGAGUACGGUCUUUUCCAUGGGUUCGAAACAAUCCCCGGGAUCGGACGGCUUCACAGGGAAAUUCUUUAAAGCUUUCUGGGAUAUAGUGGGCACUUCUGUGGUUUAAGUAGUAAUCUCCUUCUUUACCUCGAGUCGGAUGCUGCGGAGAUUUAAUCAUACCUGGCUCACUUUGAUCCCUAAAGUGGAAUCAGUGGAAACAAUUAGACAAUUGCGCCCGAUUAGUCUCUGUCAGUUUGUUUACAAAGUGAUUACUAAAAUCAUGGCUGAACGACUGGCUGGCAUGCUCCCGCGGAUUGUUUCGGAAGGCCAAAAUGGUUUUAUCAGGGAUCGGCAGAUCAUUGAUAAUAUCCUUAUAGGACAUGAACUAAUGCAUUACCUGAAAAUAAAAACGCAAGGAAAGAAGGGAUACAUGGCUCUGAAGGUUGACAUGGAAAAGGCCUAUGAUAGAGUCGAAUGGCCCUUCUUGCUUGCAGUUUUGGAUAAGAUGGGUUUUAGUUCAGUCUGGCAAGGAUGGAUACAUGAAUGUCUUCGAUCCUCCUCUUUCUUGGUUCUCAUGAAUGGUACGCCCUCGGGAUUUUUCACGGCCUCUAGGGGCCUUCGCCAAGGAGAUCCGCUCUCGCCUCUCUUGUUUGUUCUCUGCACGGAGGGGUUUGCAGCCCUUCUUCGGCAGGCGAUCACGGAGGAAAAAUUAGAGGGGGUAAAAGUAGCUCCUCGUGCUCCAAGAAUCUCGCACCUAUUCUUCGCAGAUGAUUCUUAUUUAUUCUUACGUGGUUCUCUGCAGGAGUGCGAGAAUUUGAUCGAGGUGUUGAAUGAAUAUGAGGAACUGAGUGGUCAACGCGUCAAUUUGGAUAAAUCGGCGGUGUGUUUUAGUAAGAAUAUUUCCACGCCUGAUCAAGAGUUCUUGGCCACGAUUCUAGGGGUUGGGGCGGUGGGGGUCCACGAUAAAUAUCUGGGGCUUCCAACGCUAGUUGCCCGGUCCAAAACAGCUACGUUCAGAUAUUUGGAGGAAAAGCUUCUAGAGCGACUUCAGGGGUGGAAGCAAAGGACAUUGUCGUGGGCUGCUAAGGAAACAUUAAUUAAAUCCAUAGCGUUGGCUCUUCCUAUUUAUGUUAUGUCCUGUUUCCGGCUUCCCCUGACUCUUUGUCGACUUUUAGAUAAGCAUGUGGCCCAUUUUUGGUGGGGUGCGGAGGACGGGAAUCCUAAGAUUAGAUGGGUGUCCUGGCGUAAUAUGUGCAGAAGUAAGCAUGAUGGGGGGAUAUGAUUUCGCCAGUUCGAGCAUUUCAAUCAAGCUCUUUUGGCUAAGAUAGGCUGGCGUAUCCUCAAUGAACCUCAAUCACUUAUUGCCCAGGUCUAUAAAGGCAAGUAUUUCCCUCAAGGGUCUUUUCUAACUGCGACUGCUAGAUCUCGACCCUCUUGGGGGUGGCAAAGUAUCCUUCAUGGGCGUCAGUUAUUGGAAAGAGGGUUGAGAUGACAGGUUGGCAAUGGUCAAUCGGUCUCUCUUCUCCAGUCUAACUGGAUUCCUGGGUAUCAGCUGGAUCCCCCUUCCUAUAAUCCCCGGAUCUUGCCUGAGGGGGGUGAUCCCUUGGUGGCGGAGGUUAUUAGUGAGGGGGGAGGGAGGUGGUCUGAUGGGAUGCUCAGUCAAUGGUUUGACCCACCCACUUGUAAGGCUAUUAAAUCUAUUCCCCUCCCGCGUCAGGAUGUACCGGAUAAGCUCAUCUGGCAUUUUAUGACGGACGGGGUCUUCUCGGUUAAGACGGCUUAUCAUUUGGCUGUCGAUUUGGACAGAAGGAGGGGGGGUGGCGUUCCUCGGUUAGCUGGAUGGAUAAACCGAGUUGGAUAGAGUUUGGGAGGCUAAAAUCCCUCCGAAGUUGAAGGUAUUUGUUUGGCAAAUUCUUAAUCGGGCUCUGCCGACUAUGGAGGCGCUUAUUGAGAAAAGGUCCAGGUGCUACCUCGGUGUCCAGUUUGUUGGGACGGCCCUGAGACAAUGGAACACUUGUUCCUUUAUUGUCCAGUGGCGCGUGCUCUCUGGGAUUAUUCUGGGCUGGAAUACUUGGGAGAGGGCUUGCCUCGGCAGACUUUUCCGUUGUUUCUCAAGCGUCUAUUGGGUUUGAUCCAUCAACCGUCGGUGGUUAUGGCUGUUGUUGCCAUCCUUUGGAGGAUCUGGCGAUCUCGAAAUUGGGUGGUCUUUGAAGGCAAGCAAUUUGGGAUCCCAGCUCUUAUGCGCCAGUUUAAUCAGCAGUAUGAGGAAUGGGUGGGGCUACCAGCGAACCAGGCGCCUAGGGCACAAGCCCCGAUAAUGCGAUCUACAGCACAAUUGGAUGAUUCCCAUUUGGUUUGUAUGUGGGACGGGGCUACUAAGGGUGGGUCUCAUUCGGCUGGUGGGAUGGUUCUUUUUGAUCCCUCGAGGACACUCUUACUGGCUAGAGGGAUCUAGUUUCCUCAAAUGGAUGAUCCUGCAGUGGUGGAAUUGCUUGUGCUUCGGGAGGCUAUUAUUUGGUGUAUGGAGCAAGUUUUGUCGGCGGUCCGAUUUGAGGGCGAUGCGAAGGUGAUAAUUGACAAAAUUAAUCAGGCCGACACAAGAGAUAGCCAGUUGGGUGCUGUGCUUGAAGAGAUUGUUCAUUAUUUUCGUGCUCAGUCUGGCUUUAGUGUGCGUUUUGUAGGUCGGGAGAACAAUAGGGUAGCUCAUUUGGUAGCUAGGAAAGCCCUCUCUUUGUAUCCGACUAUGAGUCGCUUCUUUGAUUUCCAGACCUGACUGGUUUCUAGGGUGUAACUAUCUUCUGCUCUGAUCAAUAUAUGAUAUCUUUUGAC
Messenger RNA from Linum trigynum, 4591 nucleotides. Lineage: Eukaryota; Viridiplantae; Streptophyta; Magnoliopsida; Malpighiales; Linaceae. The record is from the annotation of a GenBank genome assembly.